AGCAACAUGGCAGCGUCCUUUUCUGUGCGUUUCGUUUAUGAACUGAGCUAAGUUAGUCAGCUGCUUGUGUCGAGCUACAAAGUUGGUAUUCUUUAUUUGUAGUUGUAAUAAGUGUGAUGAUUAUCCGCAGAGAAUUAUUUUUAUUCUAAAAGUCUUUUUAUCUUUUCGCUACGUCUGAAAUGUCAGGGACGUGGGAAAGUGCUUGGGGCUAUGCCGAAGACUGCCUUUUAGCCGUGUGGCAGAACAGACUCUGCGUGUACACUGUUGCAGCUGUUGUUAUCGGAUUAUGGCUCACAAUAAACAUGACCUGGAAAAAGAGGAAGCCUGUCAAACCUGUAGAUUCCUGGCUUUACAAAUCUGGAAAAAAGAAAAUUUCAGAGAAAGAGAAAGUCGUCAGUGUUGUAGGACUAAGGAUAUUCUAUGGAUCGCAGACAGGAACAGCAAAGGGCUUUGCCAGAGAGCUUGCCGACGAUGUCCAAAAUCUGGGUUUCCAGUCUGAAGUGAUUGACAUGAAAGAUUAUGAUCCAGAGGACAGAAUAUCUGAUGAGUGCACUAGUAAAAGGAUCUGCGUGUUCCUUGUGGCUACAUACACUGAUGGCAAGCCCCCCGAGAGCGCUGACUGGUUCUGUAAAUGGCUGGAGGAAGCAUCCACUGACUUUCGGUAUGGCAACACCUACUUGAAAGGGAUGAGAUAUGCUGUCUUUGGCCUGGGGAACUCUGUCUAUGCUGGCCAUUACAAUACGGUAGGCAAAAGCGUGGACAAAUGGCUGUGGAUGCUGGGUGCGGCACGAGUCACGAGCAGGGGAGAGGGCGACUGCGACGUGGCCGCGAGCCGACACGGCAGUCUGCAGGCUGACUUCCAGGCGUGGCGGACCAGGCUGGUGGGCCGCCUGCAGGCUCUGGCGCAGGGCCGCAGGAGACCCUGCAGCGGCAAGUGUAAGAAAGGCUCCUGCAAGAGCACGAACCGGCCGGAGGAAGCAGCAGAGGACGGCUCCUCGCCUCCGGAGGGCCACAGCUCGGAGGAGCUGUUUGAGUCCAGCAGUGAUUCAGACUCUUCAGGGGAGGGGGAGACUCGGGGCUCCGUCAUCGACAUGGAGGACCUCGGCGACGUCAUUAACCACAUUAAAAAAGCCAAGAAACCAGAAGAGGCCUCUCUGGGGGGAAGGCUGGCGAAGCUCAAUGGAGUAAGGAAGACUGAGGAAGAGGAGGAGGAGAGGGAGAUGCUAACGCCUGCUCUGAGGGAAGUGCUCACAAAGCAAGGAUAUAAACUAAUAGGAAGUCAUUCAGGGGUCAAACUGUGCCGCUGGACCAAGUCAAUGCUGAGAGGCAGAGGAGGCUGCUAUAAACAUACUUUCUACGGGAUCGAGUCUCACCGGUGCAUGGAGACCACGCCAAGUCUGGCCUGUGCCAACAAGUGUGUGUUUUGCUGGAGACACCACACCAACCCGGUGGGCACCGAGUGGCGCUGGAAGAUGGACCCAGCUGAGAAGAUCCUAAAGGAGUCGGUGGAGAACCAUCAGAACAUGAUUCGGCAGUUUCGAGGGGUCCCGGGGGUGUGGCCUGCACGCUUGGAGGAGGGCCUGGCAGUGAAGCACUGUGCUCUGUCUCUGGUGGGGGAGCCCAUCAUGUACCCGGAGAUAAACGCCUUCCUGCGUCUACUCCACCAGCGCCAAAUCUCCAGCUUCCUGGUCACCAACGCCCAAUUCCCUGAUGAGAUUAGGAACCUGUUGCCCGUCACUCAGCUCUACGUCAGCGUGGAUGCCAGCACCAGGGACAGUCUGAAAAAAAUUGACCGCCCCCUCUUCAAAGACUUCUGGGAGCGCUUUCUGGACAGUCUCCAGGCCCUCGGAGAGAAGAAACAGCGUACGGUGUACCGACUGACCCUGGUCAAGGCUUGGAACGUGGACGAAAUGAUGGCGUACGCUGAGCUCAUCGCCCUGGGCCAGCCAGAAUUCAUCGAGGUCAAGGGAGUGACCUACUGUGGCGAGAGUUCCGCCAGCAGCCUGACCAUGGCCAAUGUCCCCUGGCACGAGGAGGUCAUCCACUUUGUGCAGCAGUUGGCCCGCCUACUGCCAGACUACGGCAUCGCCUGUGAACAUGAGCACUCCAACUGUCUCUUACUAGCACAUCACAAGUUCAAAGUUGAGGGCGAGUGGUGGACGUGGAUUGACUACAGGCGCUUCCAGGAGCUGGUCCAGCAGUAUGAGGAGAGUGGCGGCACCAGAACCUUCUCUAGCCUGGACUAUAUGGCCAAGACACCCAGCUGGGCCGUGUUUGGGGCCCAGGAGAGGGGCUUCAACCCCUCAGACAAACGCUUCCAAAAGAAGAAGACGACCAAAGACCUCUCAGGGUGCUGAUGAUGAACUCUGCUGCAUCUGUUUUUAACAUCUGUAUGAGAUUAAUAAUUAUAGAAAAAACAUUUUAUAUUACACACACACGUAGAGAUGCACGCUAUGGAUUUGAAGGCGUCCCUGAAAGGUGUACCUUUGCUAAGGGUAAAGGUAGAUCACUAGAACUAAGAGCUCUUUAAAGUGUCUUUAUGGUCAAUAGCAUGGAGCAGCUCAGUCAGCGGAGCACACGAAUCCGUGUGUGUGUGUGUGCGUGUGUGUGUGCGUGUGUGUGUGCGUGUGUGUGUGCGUGUGUGUGUGCGUGUG
Messenger RNA from Electrophorus electricus (electric eel), 2654 nucleotides. It is a transcript of the gene tyw1, whose product is annotated as tRNA-yW synthesizing protein 1 homolog (S. cerevisiae). Gene Ontology annotation, molecular function: catalytic activity; FMN binding; 4 iron, 4 sulfur cluster binding. NCBI's taxonomy places the organism in Eukaryota, Metazoa, Chordata, Actinopteri, Gymnotiformes, Gymnotidae. Gene Ontology annotation, biological process: wybutosine biosynthetic process. The record is from RefSeq and is a predicted model, not a curated record.